CUAUAAGCAACACAAUUUUUAUUUUUUAUAACAAAAAUUAUUGUCAAAAAAAUAUGGGACUUUUAUGGAAGGCAAAUUUAGUUGUCAUUGGCAUUAUUGCAGCUCUAUGCCAUCGAUUUUAUAUUAAUUAUUUUAGUUCAGUAGAUUUGCCAAAUUUUAAUUAUAAUGAAUAUUGGGGCAAAGGUGAUGAAAACUUUUAUAAAGAGGAUACCUCAAUUAAACAAUUUAAAAUUGUUUUUGAAGAUAAAGUAAUAAAUGAUUUGAAGCAACAGUUAAAUAGAGACAUUGAAUUCUUACCAUCGUAUGAAGAUCAUCCAUCUUUUCAAUAUGGUUUUAAUGCAGCUAAGUUAAAAGAUAUUAUAAAAUAUUGGCGAGAUGAUUAUAUACCACGUUAUAAAGAAAGACAGGAUUUUUUUAAUCAAUUUCAACAUUUUACAACUCAAAUUCAAGGUUUAAAAAUACAUUUUUUUCAUGAGAAAGUUCCCGAAAUUUAUAAAAAAUCAAAAAAAGUGUAUCCUAUAUUGAUAUUACAUGGGUGGCCGGGAUCUGUUCGUGAAUUUUACGAGCUAGUUUUAAUUUUUAAAAAAUUUAAUAGAGAAAACAAGGAUUAUGCUUUUGAAGUUGUUGUACCAAGUCUACCUGGUUUUGGAUGGUCCGAAGCAGCUUCAAAAUCAGGAAUGGGACCUGCUCAUAUAGCUAUUGUUCUUCGAAAUUUAAUGUUACGGUUAGGAUAUGAAAAAUUCUAUGUUCAAGGAGGAGAUUGGGGUUCUGUGAUUGGAAGUGCUUUGGCAACUAUUUUUAAAGAAAAUAUAUAUGGGUAUCACAGCAAUUUAUGUACAUUUGGAACAACCAAAGCUAAUUUAAAAUUAACUAUUGCGAAAUUAUUCCCAAAAUACUUUUUCGAAGAAGAUUUUUAUGAUUUCUACCCGUCGAUUUUAGAAAAUUUGCCAACAUUGAUAGAAGAGACUGGUUAUUUCCAUUUGCAAGCAACAAAACCAGAUACAAUCGGAAUAGCAUUAUCACAUAAUCCUUUUGGGUUAGCAGCUUAUAUUUUAGAAAAAUUUUCAACAGGUACAAACAUGCUAUUUAAAAAUUUACCAGAUGGCGGAUUGACAAAACACUUCACAAUGGAUGCUUUAAUUGAUAAUUUAAUGGUUUACUACUUAACAAAUAGUAUUCAAUCGUCAGUUAGGAUUUAUGCUGAAGCAAUGACUGAUAAAUACCGAGCGUUAGAUUUAGAUCGUGUUAUUAGCGAUGCACCAUAUGGUUGCGCAAGCUUUCAACAUGAUAUUGGGCAUAGUUUUGAUUGGCAAAUAAAAGAUAAAUAUCCAAACUUAAAGCAUCACACUUAUUACAGAAAUAUUGGGCAUUUUGCUGCAUUACAGGCACCUGAAGUUUUGUUUAAAGAUAUAAUUGAAUUUGCCCAAAAAACACUUGAGAUAUCGUAACAAUAAUACAUAUGAAUGUACCUGUUCACUGAAAUAUUUUUAUAUGCAUUUGCUGUUCUUAAAUUUUACAUGUAUUGAUAAAAACACAUUGUUAUGUACAUAUAAAUUUUAAAUGAAAAUUUCAAUUAUGGUUAUUGAUUGAUCAUAAUAAAGCAAUUUUUUACUUUUUAAAGAACA
This is a messenger RNA of Condylostylus longicornis, 1625 nucleotides long. Its product is annotated as juvenile hormone epoxide hydrolase 2-like. The record is from RefSeq and is a predicted model, not a curated record. The transcript is spliced from 4 exons. Gene Ontology annotation, biological process: epoxide metabolic process. Bases 54 to 1448 code for a protein of 464 amino acids. Gene Ontology annotation, molecular function: epoxide hydrolase activity. NCBI's taxonomy places the organism in Eukaryota, Metazoa, Arthropoda, Insecta, Diptera, Dolichopodidae.